GAGAGAGGAAGACGUCUUUAAGGGCCCCAGCCUGGGCGAGCUGGUCGCGCUUCCGCCUCUCGGGCUCCGGAAGGUAGCGCGCACGCGCUCCCUGCGACUCCGGCGCCGUUGACUUCCGCUCCCACUGUGCCCCGCGAGCCGAAUCAUGGAUCACACUGACAAUGAGUUACAAGGCACUAAUAGUUCUGGAUCGUUGGGUGGUCUUGAUGUACGAAGACGAAUUCCUAUAAAGCUCAUCUCCAAACAAGGGAACAAAGCCAAAGCUUCACCUCGAACUCCAAGGACUAUAAACAGGAUGCCUGCAAAGGCUCCACCUGGUGAUGAAGAAGGAUUUGAUUAUAAUGAAGAAGAACGGUAUGACUGUAAAGGGGGUGAACUGUUUGGAAAUCAGCGAAGAUUUCCAGGACACCUUUUUUGGGACUUUCAGAUAAACAUCUUGGGUGAAAAGGAUGAUACACCAGUUCAUUUCUGUGAUAAAUGUGGAUUGCCUAUUAAAAUCUAUGGGCGAAUGAUUCCAUGCAAACAUGUUUUUUGCUAUGACUGUGCUAUUUUACAUGAAAAAAAGGGGGAUAAGAUGUGUCCAGGCUGUAGCGAUCCUGUGCAGCGAAUUGAACAGUGUACACGAGGUUCUCUCUUCAUGUGUAGCAUUGUUCAAGGGUGCAAGAGAACAUACUUGUCUCAGAGAGACUUACAGGCUCAUAUCAACCACCGCCAUAUGAGAGCUGGAAAACCUGUUACCCGGGCUUCACUUGAAAAUGUUCAUCCUCCUAUUGCCCCACCACCAGCCGAAAUCCCUGAUCGUUUUAUAAUGCCGCCAGACAAGCACCACAUGAGCCAUAUUCCGCCAAAGCAGCACAUCAUGAUGCCACCACCUCCUUUGCAACACGUGCCCCACGAGCACUAUAAUCAGCCCCACGAGGAUAUUCGUGCUCCUCCAGCAGAAUUGUCCAUGGCUCCACCUCCUCCUCGUUCGGUCAGUCAGGAAACCUUUCGUAUUUCAACAAGAAAACACAGCAAUUUAAUAACUGUCCCUAUUCAGGAUGACUCAAAUUCAGGUGCUAGAGAACCUCCACCUCCUGCCCCAGCACCUGCUCACCAUCAUCCUGAAUAUCAGGGUCAACCAGUGGUAUCUCACCCUCAUCAUAUUAUGCCUCCACAGCAACAUUAUGCACCACCCCCACCUCCUCCACCACCAAUAAGCCAUCCAAUGCCACAUCCUCCCCAGGCCGCAGGUACUCCUCACUUGGUCUAUAGCCAAGCUCCACCUCCACCAAUGACCUCUGCUCCACCACCAAUAACCCCUCCCCCUGGACAUAUUAUUGCCCAGAUGCCACCUUAUAUGAAUCAUCCUCCUCCAGGACCUCCCCCACCUCAACAUGGUGGUCCACCUGUAACUGCACCCCCUCCUCACCAUUAUAAUCCUAACUCUUUACCCCAGUUCACUGAAGAUCAAGGAACGCUGAGCCCUCCAUUUACACAACCAGGGGGAAUGAGUCCUGGUAUAUGGCCUGCACCAAGAGGGCCACCUCCUCCUCCACGAAUGCAGGGUCCGCCUUCUCAAACCCCACUUCCUGGACCACAUCAUCCAGAUCAGACAAGAUAUAGACCGUAUUACCAAUGAUAAUAGUAUUUUGAACUGAAGAUAUGAUGAGGAAACAAAACUUAUGUAUAUGUAUAGUCAAUCUUUUAAUUGAGUUUUGACUGGGGAAGGAAAAGCACCUCUUACUGAGGUGGCUGUAAAACACUUAGGGUCUUGUCUCUUAAAAUGGUUUCAAAUCUUGACCUUAGGAUUCAUAUCAAGUACUAUACUGUAGUGCAGAUAAGUGGUUCCGUUGAGCACAGCUAUAUUUUAACAACUUUGUUGCCCUAGUGUGGUAAAUUGACCCAGAGGUGACCAUUUGUAACAAAUUUGAAAAAAUUUUUUCUUUGUUCCACUUUCAGAAGUAUUGCUUUUGUUAAACCCAAUGUUUAGUUUUUCUUGUGAUACAUUUUGUUAACCUGUGUAAAAGGAUUAAAUUUCAAUAUGGUUGUAAAAAUGCUAUUUUUAUGUGAAUUUAAGUGCAGCCACAUACUGUUUUUUAAACCAUGUUUUACCACUAAUUUCCCAAAGUUACAAUAAAAUCCUAAAAGUAAAAA
Molecule: messenger RNA, 2136 nt
Organism: Phacochoerus africanus (Common warthog)
Lineage: Eukaryota; Metazoa; Chordata; Mammalia; Artiodactyla; Suidae
Gene: CBLL1
Product: Cbl proto-oncogene like 1
Exons: 6
Coding region: 146-1621 (491 amino acids)
Biological process (GO): protein ubiquitination; regulation of cell adhesion
Molecular function (GO): ubiquitin protein ligase activity
Source: RefSeq, a predicted model, not a curated record